AUGACUUCCACGAAUUGGUACUCUCGCAUUGCCAGUCGGUACACGAGCGCCCUGGCCAACAAGCCGGCCAACAACUUUCAGAUGUGGGCGCUCAUUUGGAACAACUACGUCGUCGUGGGCCCGUACGCCUACGUCAAGGCCAUCAACACCUUCAUCGAGAAGAAGAUCAUGAAGGACGACGUCUUUGGAGGAGUCAGCCCGACCUUCGUCAUCACCCAGAUGUUGCAGUGCGAGGCCCCGGUCUUCCCGGCCAACGGCAACAUCAUCACCGACGAGAUGUUCACUGGAGAAUACGGAGCAACCGCGCGCUAG
Messenger RNA from Colletotrichum tamarilloi, 312 nucleotides. RefSeq lists its product as uncharacterized. Bases 1 to 312 code for a protein of 103 amino acids. Lineage: Eukaryota; Fungi; Ascomycota; Sordariomycetes; Glomerellales; Glomerellaceae. The transcript has 2 exons. The record is from RefSeq and is a predicted model, not a curated record.